AUAUAAACAAUCUUCUCGAAUUAAUAUUUCGAACGACUCUCCCUUCCAAAGUUAAUCUCCGUCGUGCUCUGCGUAUACGCGAUACCUGCCAUACGCAUGACGUCAGCACCCCAGAAACCUUGCACUCCAUAAAACUCCUCCUCCUCCUCCUCCUCCUCUUCUCUCCUCCAAAAUAAUCACAAGUACCCCUUCGACGAAUACCAGCAUGACUACCCACCAGACCCCACAACGCGAGCCGCCGUUGUCGCCUUUGCUCGCCUCCGUUCCAGUCCCACCACCCCUCCUCAUCCCCAUCGUCCAAACCACCGCCGACGCUGUCACCAUCACGCAUGCGCCGGCGCCCACCACGCAUUACCUCUUAACUCGACCAGCCAUCCGUGCUUCAUCUCGACAUUUCCAUGAUCUGCAGUUACAGCGCCUCGUCCUUCCCGAGGGCGGAGGAGCCGCGAAACAUGUUCCUGUGUUGAAUAUGGAAUACCACUCUAUAUUGAGACAUACGAAGGUUAGGGACGUGCUCACAAACAAAAUCAUCGCCAAGUUUUCUCAGAAAUAUGUCGAGCUACAAGGCGCUGAGACGCGUCGAGCAUCUGUCGGGAUGGAGCGGCCGCACACGCUAUCAUUCAUCUUGGGUGGGGUGGGUUCGGAGUGGAAGUCGUCAGGACAGCAUACUUGGACCGGCGCAAACGGAAACACUCAACUCUCUCUCGAGGAAAUCCAUCCAGAUCCAUCAAACCCGUCCCUCGACCCCAAAGUCCCGUACCUCAUUGUUCGGGAACCGGACGCAGUACCAGGCGUAGCCGCAGCGAGUGGGGCGGCGGAUGCGAGUACACAGCAAGGCAGGGAGAGGGAGUGGGUCUUGAUUCAGGCUAUGUGGAUCGCGUGGGCGACGGAGGAGGAGGUGUUGAAGGUUGAGAUUGAUGGGUUGGGGAAGAGGAGGAGGAGGUUGAGUGUUGGGUAACCAACUGUCUCCCCUUCCUUCAGUGUACGAUAAAUGAGUGGAUGCGCGCGCA
Molecule: messenger RNA, 1010 nt
Organism: Saitoella complicata NRRL Y-17804
Lineage: Eukaryota; Fungi; Ascomycota; Saitoellomycetes; Saitoellales; Saitoellaceae
Exons: 1
Coding region: 206-958 (250 amino acids)
Source: RefSeq, a predicted model, not a curated record